Messenger RNA from Trichomonas vaginalis G3, 540 nucleotides. RefSeq lists its product as uncharacterized. The record is from RefSeq and is a predicted model, not a curated record. Lineage: Eukaryota; Parabasalia; Trichomonadida; Trichomonadidae. Bases 1 to 540 code for a protein of 179 amino acids. The transcript has a single exon.
AUGAGUGGAAGCAAUCGAUCCAAUUAUGAUAAGGCAGGAAUGGAUCCACAUUUUUACUUUCAAAGAUUUAUAAUAUCUUCUUGCAUGCAGGAUAUUGAAAUUCGCCAUUUAAGAAAUGGAAAUAAAUCAGCAAAUUGGAAAAAAGCCAUACCGAUUAAAAUUGCGCUUCAGGAAGCUAAUUGGCGUAUGCUUGAUAUAAAAGAGGAUCAUUAUUCUAUGAAAAAGGAAAUCAAAGAAAUUGAAAUGGAAGAAGCAGAUGAUAAAAAGACAAAAUUCAUUACUUUGAAGUUCGAAGAUAAGGACAUGCUCACAUUUACUGCAGCACCAGAAAUAUUAGAUUUAUUUUAUACAUGUAUCAGCUUAAUUCUUAAUAAAUCAAUUCAAACUGAUUAUACAACACAAAGCCUAUCAGAAUUUAGAAAGUUGAUAAUCAACAGGCUGAACUUCAAAAAGAGAUACGAUAAAGAAUAUGCAAUUCCCGAGCUUCCGCCAGAACCAACAUGCUUUCCAUGUAUUAAUCCCAAUGUACUUAAAAACUAG